CGGAAGAUGAUCCUCUUAUUUCUACCAGCAUGUUUGUUAUUAUCAAGCCUCAACGGUUUAACAGAGGCGAACUUAACGUGUUUACCAAGGAUGAUAUUCACAGAAAAAGAAUCAACAAUGAAACUUGGACACGAUACACCUGUACGUAUUCUCGUGGAAGGAGACGCUGUCACAGCUGUUGGACGAACACACCUGAAGUCAUUCAACUUUCAAGAUCCUAAGAAGGCUCCUGUGGAAAAGAAGGUGUCGUGGAUAGGAUGCAGUCCAGCAACAGGAACAGAUUGCAACUAUAAAAUCUCUGUGGUGGAAGAGACAGGCAAGAGCAAUGAAGUGUUUGUGUGUGGAACCAAUGGAAGGCAAACGUUGUGCUGUAACAUGAUGCUAUCACAGGAGUCAGCCCAGUGCAUUCCCUCUGAUAAUAUGAAGAAUAUUAAAGAAAGCAUACAGGAUUUCAUCAUAAAGGAAGGUGAACCAUCUGUUCUUGUCCUUCCAAAAUCUGCAGGAGAUGAGGCUCUCUUCAUUACACACUCUGGAUCUCAAGUCAGUGUUGGCAUCCACAAGUUUGGGAAAAAUAAAGUUGGACCAGCAACCCACGAUAAAGAGCAGUACUAUGUGGGUUUGGUACGCAGUGAACGGAAAGACGAUGAGUUACAGAACAGAGUUUAUGCCUUCUACAAGGAGAAAAACAAGGACACAAGCUUGGACAGUGAGAUGUGGCUGCCCUAUGUGACCCAGGUUUGCAUGGCAGAUAAUGGUGGGCCCAAGAACAAUCUACAGUUCAGCUGGACGUCCCAGAUGAAUGCCAGGCUCUAUUGUGGAGACCCUGAAAACAGACAGUACUUCUCUGAGCUGAUAGAUGUGGCUACUAUACAUGCAGACCGGUGGCAGGAUACCAGGGUUUAUGCACUCUUCAGAAAUGAAUGGGGUAUGAGUGCUGUUUGUGUCUACACCAUACAAGAAAUUGACAAAGUCUUCACACACUCCACUUUCAAAGGCUCUGACAUGCAAAACAGCAGGUCUAGAACGUGUGUUGCAGAUAGCACAAAGAUGUCUAUAGAUGCCCUGAACUCGAUCAAGACGACCUCAGAGAUGGAGCAGUGGGUCCAGCCUGUGGGAAACUCUGGCCCACUUCUGAUUAAUCGACACAGCUACACUCACAUCCUUGCUGACAGUCCGCAGCAGAAGAGGAAUAAUCACCACCCGGUCCUGUUUCUGUCUCUAAAGAAUGGAGGAGUUCACAAGGUAACGCAGAAUAAAAGUCACGCCUUUGUCAUCGCUGAAAAUCAACCUUUCAACCAUAGAGCCCACAUCCUCAGCAUCACCCUCAACCAACCCUCUAGGAAACUGUAUGUGAGCUCCGCAAGUGAACUGGUCCAACUGGACGUGGCAGACUGUACCCAUUAUGGAGACACCUGCCAGGAAUGUAUCUUAGCCAGAGAUCCGUACUGCGGCUGGAAUGGCGAACACUGCGUCCUUGCAACACAGAACACACUGCAGGAUGUGGACAAUGGGAGCCAUGCUGAAUGCCCUCCUCCAUUAAAGUUUCAAAGCUUCAAAGGAUCAGGCAGCAGUGCAGAUAGCACUAUGGACAGGAUUAAGGUCCCCUCUAAGUCCAAGUAUUUCCUCCAGUGCCCAGUGACUUCCCACCAUGCCCAGUACAUCUGGCGCCAUGAUAAUGAACCAGUACCCUGCAGCGUGAGGGAUCAACAGUGCCUCCUUUUGAUCGACAGCAUGGGUCCUGAGCAGGUGGGAUCUUACAUAUGUGAGUCAGAGGAGAUGGGCUACAGAAAAGUCCUGGCACAGUACCGACUAGAGAUAGGAAGCGGGUCAGGGAUCCGCUCAUCAAGCCCACUGGUCCUGGUUUGUCUAGUGGUGACACUGAUCAAGAGUGUGUCCUGCUGGUCCUGA
Messenger RNA from Scomber scombrus (Atlantic mackerel), 1908 nucleotides. Its product is annotated as semaphorin-7A-like. Gene Ontology annotation, molecular function: integrin binding; chemorepellent activity; semaphorin receptor binding. Bases 7 to 1908 code for a protein of 633 amino acids. The record is from RefSeq and is a predicted model, not a curated record. The transcript is spliced from 14 exons. Lineage: Eukaryota; Metazoa; Chordata; Actinopteri; Scombriformes; Scombridae. Gene Ontology annotation, biological process: neural crest cell migration; negative regulation of axon extension involved in axon guidance; regulation of inflammatory response.